Messenger RNA from Pogonomyrmex barbatus (red harvester ant), 3678 nucleotides. Its product is annotated as integrin alpha-9-like. Gene Ontology annotation, molecular function: integrin binding. Lineage: Eukaryota; Metazoa; Arthropoda; Insecta; Hymenoptera; Formicidae. The record is from RefSeq and is a predicted model, not a curated record. Gene Ontology annotation, cellular component: external side of plasma membrane; integrin complex. Gene Ontology annotation, biological process: cell adhesion mediated by integrin; cell-matrix adhesion; integrin-mediated signaling pathway.
UAUUUAUAGUUAUUUAUAAAUAAUAUCAAAAAAAUUUGCCUGACAUUAAAAUGACGAAUAUUAUAAAGUGAUUUAUGGUGAUUAACUUAUCAGUCUUUCCUGUUCUUUUGAUGAUACAGUCAUUCUAUUUCAUUGAAACUGUGAUGAAUCAUAUUAUUUCAUUUUAAUUCUUGUGUCCAUAUAAACAGUAAUCGCACGUUAUUCUUGAUGCAGUUAUACAUUUUUUGUUGUUGGUUGUAUGCUUUAAAUUUACAAAGGAAGAAAAUUAUUAAGUUGUUAAUGCCGUGACAUACAAAUAUAUAGAAUUAAUGUGUUCAUCUACAUAACAGAAAUUUAUAGUGAUUCAGUGUAAUGAUGAUGAAAUUUAUAUUAAUUGCUAAUCUCUUAAUCGCAUCUGCAUAUAAUAUUGAUACAAAUUACCCAAUACUGUAUCCGAACAGUGCCACUAAUGCGAAUCAAUAUCUAAAUACAAAAUUUGAACACAGUUAUUUCGGUUACUCAGUAUUGCUGCAUCGUUAUUUACAGGAUAAUACUUCAUGGCUAUUCAUAGGAGCACCUCGUGGAAAUUAUUCGCUAUCAUUACACAAUUCAACAAGAUCAAAAAUUUUCGAUGAACCUGGUGUAGUUUAUCGGUGUAUCUUGUCGGGUCCGUGUGUGGAAAUUAAGCCGGUUCCUGAUGCGAGCAAAAUAUCAUAUAUAGAACAACUUAGCAUGCACGCAUAUAUAAGGCAGAACCAUUCUUGGUUUGGUAGUGCAAUGGCGAUAGAAAGGAAAAACGAUUUUCUUACGAUAUGCGCUCCACGAGCAAUUCUGAACAUUAUACUCAACAAUUUGAAGGACGUGAAUACCAUGCAAGGCAUGUGUUACAGUGGUCAUGCAUCCUUGAAAAUACUGAAGAUGGAAAUGUCUGAAAUUGAACAUUUUGAUUACGGGAAAAAUGUGUGGAACGAUCCAAUGUAUGGUUUUUCUGUUGCUUUUGCUGCAUCAUUACAGAAUACGUCUGAAACAUUAAACCGUAUUGUAGGAAGACCAAAAGACAAUGUCAUAGGUAGUGUUGAUAUAACACGUUUUGUUAAUACACAUAUGCAGUACAGAUUUUAUGAAAUAUAUAAGAAAAGUAGGGAAAUAUCAAUACCAGAUGAUCAAUCGCAAAUAGGAUAUAUGAUGGGCUAUGCGGUAACAUCAGGAAAUUAUUUUAACCGAAAUCAACCUUUGUACGCCUGUGCGGAUCCAGGAUGGAGUUAUAUAGGGCAGGUUGUUAUAAUCAACUUGGACGGAAAUUUUAUUACAAAACUUCAUGGCAAUGAGAUCGGCGAAUUCUUCGGGGCCAGCUUGGCCAGCGGUGAUUUAAACAAUGAUGGUUUACACGAUCUUGUAGUCGGAGCUCCACAUUGGAAAAACGAUAACGGCAGAGUCCACGUAUAUUUGGGCACUUCAAGAGAAGAAUUCGAGGCAGUUACGAUUCUUGAAGGCGUUAAUGAGGAUGCACAUUUCGGUUAUGCAUUAGCAAUUGGUGAUAUGGAUGGAGAUGGUUUUAGUGAUAUCAUAGUAAGUGCUCCUUGGGAAAAAUCUGGAGCGAUUUAUAUUUAUAACGGCGACGCGAGUUUAAAGGAUAAAGAAAGACUUACAAUAUCGCAAAAAAUCACGAUGAAAUCAUCUGGUCUUAAUAAUCUAGCGAAAAGAGUGAAUAUACAAACGUUUGGAUUUUCAAUAUCUGAACCAGUCGAUAUAGAUAACAACGGGUAUACUGACAUCGCAGUAGGCGCCUAUAAAUCAGGUCAUGUUAUAGUACUUCGGAGUAAACCUGUCGUAAGAACAAACUUGACUUUAUAUACCAUUCCAAGUAUUUUACAAAGGAAUGUUAACAACUUUUUGAUUAAAGCAUGCGUUGAAUAUGACUCGGCAAAUACACAUGCUUUCAAAAUCUCUCUGAUCAUGGAUAAAAAAUAUAAGCGCACUAAAGAGACUUUCUUGGAAAUGUCCUCGAUGGAUUUUUCUGAUCAUAUGUGUAUGAAUGUCACUAUUACUCUUUCGAAUGAUAUUCAGAACUUUAUUGAACCGAUUGUUAUUUAUGCAUCUCAUAAUUUUACACAUAAUGACUCUGUAUCUGAAUUUUGCAAGACGUGUCCUGUUGAAAACAGACAUAGUAAAUCGAAAAGCGCGCAAAGUUUACUUCCCUUUGAUAUUGGAUGCGGAGAUGACAGAGUCUGCAAUUCCAAUAUAUCUGCAACAGUAAAACUUCAGGGAGUAAGGGAAAAUAAUACAUGGGUGAUUGGUUCCAAUGACAUCACUUUGGAGACGCACUUAGAGAACUAUGCUGAACCAGCGUACUUGACAACAAUCACAUUUAUCCUCCCAAAAGGAAUUGUACUGCGCAGUAUUUUACCUUUUUGUGAAGAAGACAUGAAUGAAGAUAUUCUGACAGUUAUUUGCAAUGUCGGCAAUCCGCUUGGAACAUAUGAGCAGAAAAUUGUGAAACUCGAUUUGGAUAUGAAACAUCUCACGAACGGUUCGUUGCACGGACAAGUUCUAGAAUUCUUAAUGGAAAUACAAACUCAUAGUGUGAAUCACGGCAUGCGCAUGAUUAAAUCUCCGUUAAUUUUGCAAAGUGAAGUGUCUUUGUUUUUAAAUGGAAAGGCGAUCGAAGAAAAUUAUUAUCUACUUAAUUUAGAUUAUGAUCAACCCAGCAUAAUUUUUCAGCAUAUUUAUCAGAUAUUAAAAUUUGGUGCGACGUUUAUAGAAGAGGCAAAACUUAUCGUCAAUCUACCAAUAGCCAUAAACGAUUUAGAACCUUUCAUAUCUUUAUAUAAACCGCGGAUUUAUAUAUCUGGAAAAUAUUAUGAUUGUUUAUCAAGUGGAGUAGAUUUAGUGACCGUACAACAUGGACUUCCAUGGGAAACAAUAUCAAAUAUGUCUGAUUUGUAUAAUCUAAAUUAUAAUAACGAAAUACUGCAGAAUACGAAUCACGAUAUGUUGAAGAGAGACGUGAAAAGUUAUGCAAUUAUUGCUGCUCAUAUCUUGCAUACAUUGUACAAUACGAGAAUGAUAAAAUCUGAAGAUCUCGACUACAAUUUGACAAUACAAGAACGCAAUAUUGCAUAUGUGAAUUGUUCAACGUAUGGUAUAAACUGUUCAACAUUAUUUUGCGACCUGAGCGCAUUAAGGACACAGCAGGACAUUGGCAAAUUAAUGAUGAAAUUAAUUUUCAAUAUCACAAAAUUAAAAGAUAAUUUCAAAUUGUCGGACGAAAUAAAGAUCAUAAAAUUCAGUACGGAUGCUCAUGUUCAAAUUAUAAAACCGGCGAAUAGGAUUGUUGAAAUGGAUAUCAGACAUGAUAUGAAUCUCGUGACAGAAUUUCAUAAUACUGAAAAGAUGCAGAAACUACAAGUGUGGACUAUAUUUGUAUCAGUCUCAUUAGGUCUAAUAUUAUUAUGUAUCGUUAUUAUAUUAUUGAGUAUGAUAGGCUUUUUCAAGAGAACAACAAAGGAAGAAUUAUCCACUUUACAAUCUGAUGAGGUAUACAAUCGAAACAGAAGAUAUAGAAGAAAUUACGCAUAUAUUCGAAUAGAAGAAAUAUAUAUUUUAGGUAUAUUUUAUGUAUUUUACUUUAGCUUUGAGCUGUAUUACAAAUCUGUUAAAAAUAAUGGCACUGAUAGGCAAUAUAAGCAGUUAUCAUGA